Messenger RNA from Amphiprion ocellaris (clown anemonefish), 8659 nucleotides. It is a transcript of the gene kcnip3a, whose product is annotated as Kv channel interacting protein 3a, calsenilin. Gene Ontology annotation, molecular function: RNA polymerase II cis-regulatory region sequence-specific DNA binding; calcium ion binding; DNA-binding transcription repressor activity, RNA polymerase II-specific. Gene Ontology annotation, biological process: negative regulation of transcription by RNA polymerase II; regulation of potassium ion transmembrane transport. Lineage: Eukaryota; Metazoa; Chordata; Actinopteri; Pomacentridae. Gene Ontology annotation, cellular component: voltage-gated potassium channel complex; nucleus. The transcript is spliced from 7 exons. The record is from RefSeq and is a predicted model, not a curated record. Bases 6952 to 7653 code for a protein of 233 amino acids.
GGCUGCACCAGCGGACAGCACUUUAACCACCUCUAAGCACCAUAUAAACAUUUAUUCAACAGCACAGAGCACACUUUAAUACUGUUAUUCAGACAUUUAUAAAUGCUUUUUCAUAUGCAAUAUAUAUCAACAAUUAGAGCACCUCCAAGACAUAUUUUAUAUUAAGUUAAAUUGACAUCAUCUAUUAAAUUAUUAGACUCUAGCCUCCACAGGAUGAGUUAUAGCUAUUUUGUAAACACUUGUAUACAUUAUAGUGCCUUAUAAACUAUUGAUUAAGUGCGUGUUGUGUUUAUAAAUGCUAAAAGGUAAAAGCCAAACAUUAACAUUUUAACAUUUAUCGAUUACACACUCACAUGUUUAAAGAAACAGUUUGAAAAAGCCUCACAUCAUGUUGCCGUGCUUCCAAAUUUGGCGAUAAAAUGAAAGAGAAUCCGUUCCUUUAAGGGUUAAGUAAAAUAAACUGUUUAAAAUCCCACUGGAUUAACCUCCAGUGGCUCUCUCCAGUGCAAGACUAAAAUCUUGUUUGGAUAAACUCUGCUGUCACAAACACAGCUGCAGGUUUGUGUAUCUAAUACUGCUGAUCAAUCAUUUCCAAACAGAAAAAAAAGAAAUAUUCCAACGCUAAAUAAAGGAAAGUAUUGGCUUCAUUUUCACUCUUUUAACACGAGUCGCAGUCGUACGAUUUGGUUGAUGUUUAAUAAUAAUACCAUGCAUGACUGCAAUGUUGUCGUGUGUGAAGUUUCUCACUGUAUGUCUAAAAAAUACACUGUAUUCACUUGAUGUAUAGUAGUAAACAUGUUGCUUAUAUGUUAAUAUAACAGUAUUAACCCAAUAAUAUAAAGAGAAAUCUGAUCUCUAAUCAAAUAUCCUGCUGCUACUUAAACAUAUUUUACCUGUUUCAGUAAUAUUUGUAGUAUUUUGGCUUUGCAGUAUGUGUAGUUCUACAUAUUUGAUGUGAAUAAUUCAACCACAGUGAUCAAGUCAUAAUUUUCUCCAUGUUGCCUCUUAUGCAGAACACAAUGUGCUUCACAUAAUUAGAGAAAUAAAUUAAAGAAAUUAAGGUAUUUUCAUUGUUUUAAUGGCUAAUUAGCAUCUGGCCAAUGCACCACAGUUUCCUUAUUUACAGUGAUGUUGAUCAAUGCACAUUGGCCCUGAAAAGGUAACAAAAUAAAAUCAGUCAAUCAGUGGCGGCAUAGGGAGUCAAUGUCUUCUCUGCUGGUUCUUUUCUGUUGUUCCCUGUUAAAAGUGCAUCCUUAAAAUGUACUGUGACUACAGUGGCAUUUAGGUUUAUUGUUUUUUAAUAUCUCUAAAUACGACGUCACUCUAGAACUAUCAGCAAAUCCAUGUGAUGCCAUCAUCAGAGUAGAAAAAAGGUUAAUGGGUUGUUUUAUUUUGCCUACUAAGGGAUAUACCGUAAAGGCUGGACACUCCGAUGGACUGUGUACAUUUGGGACUGUAAAAGAGACAUCAGACACUGCUCUUUGAACGAUGCAGCUCCCUUUGAUUAGAGUUUUGGGCUGAAGGCCAGCCAGUCAGAGUGCCCUGUCGUCAGCGUGCCAAGACAAUUACAGCCGGAAGGCUCCAGUCGGCACAUUAGUGCUUCUCAUAUGGCUCGGCAUCAUAAGUAAUAAAUUCAACAAAAAACACCAGUAAUGCCCUUUCAUAAUUUAUCACUCCUCUCAAUCUCCCCAAUCUUUAGUUCCACCGACCCCACCUCCUCCUCCCACUGUGGCAGGGCCUACACCCCGGUUUAGCAUUACUCCACAUCAAUUAUACAUGCAGUAUUGAACAGGCUUUCUCUGAGGCCGCCUAAAUAUGGAGCCCACAGUGAUCCUCCAGGACCCUGAAGGACACUGGCCAUCCUGCAGUAGCCUCCAAAAUCCUCAUCAUGUGUCUUCAUCCUCAUUCCUGCCAUUUCAUCACUUACUUCCUCGUCUCCCGGUGGGACUAAUUUACCAACUGCAGUGUCCUUAUCCGACCUGUGGGAUCGUUUUCUCUUCACUUUUAGCGUCUGACAGCAGAUAAUCUACAUGUUUCAGAAUCCACAGGUGCAGAUGUUUUACUCUCUGUUCAUUGGCCUUCGAUAGAAAUUGCUUCCAAACAGCAGCCCUGCAAUAAAUCUUGAGUUAUUGAGACUGUCGCUGUGGCUCUGAUUCAGUUCUGUGGUUUGUUAUCUUGUGUUUACUGUCUGUUAAAGAUGGCAGUCUGUAAACACUGACUGAAAAUUACGCAAAUGCAUGUGGGUCAUUUGGCAAAUGGAUUUUGAGGUUAUUGUGGAUACUGGGUCUGGGUGACCUUUGGUGAUAUUUCUGGGAAUUUUGGGCGGGUGUAGUGACCGGCAAGAGUUUCAAUUGUACAACUAGGCCUGUAAUUAAGGAUGAUGUGCAUCUCCAUUAAUCAAUAAAACAUUUGUUCUGUGAAACUGUAAAUCAUGUGGGAAAGCUUCAUAGCUUCUUCAAACUAUUUCUUUUUAUGGUCUAAAACCCAAAGAUUUUCAUUUUACCCAACAGAUAAAGCAGCAGAUUUGAACAUAAAUUUAAGAAAUAAUGCUAAUUUUCUGUUUAUCAGCUAAUUGGAUGAACUGAACCAGCUCUGAUUACACAUAUUCAAUAUUUUCUAGUUUCAGUCUGAUCUUCAGGCUUAAUAUGUCGUUGUACUUUCUAUAAUAGUUUUACACCUUGAUAUAGAAAGUAGAGCCCGACCAAUCAAGACCAACUAUCUGCUGAUAUUGGCCUAUCACAGAUAAUCUCAGCAUAUAUGUUGUAUGACAUGAAAAUUAUGAAGAGUUUCUUUUCCGAGACACAAAACAGAAAAAGAUUCUUGGGCUGACUUAGAAAUAGUGUCUCAGACUCCACUGUUUACAAUACUCUGAACUCUGUCUGCAGCACAUGUAGCAGAGCAGAUGGUGGUGCAGAGUCAAACUUUGUCCUGAGGUGAACUAGUUUUUGAAAUAUAUUGCUGGAAAGUUACAAAACAGCGACUCCAUUAUUUUGUCUUUUCAACAUAACUCUGACAUAUGCAAAGGGUUCUUCAGAAAGUUCUCAGUCUCACCUUGAAACAAGAUGCAUGACUCCUGUUUCAGGGUAUAACUCUUUAUUUUAAAGCCUUAUAUCACUGUCCACAAAAUCUCAAAAAACAAUCUUUCUCCUGUGAUGUUUUCUGUUGGAGUAUUCUCCCAUGUAUGAACAAUAUCGGCCCAUAUAUUGACAAUAGAAUUUCUUUCUCCCUAAAAUCGAUAUCGGCCCUAAAAAUCAAGUAUCAGUCUGACUCAAGAGUUUUAGUUGGUGGUUAGAGGUCGGGAUUCUUCUCAGGGAAAUUUUACUUGUGACCUUUCUCAAAUCAUGGCUACAACCCUGAACACAAUAUCCUCUGAGGAACUACACUAGUGGUUUCAUGGUAUUUUUAAAUGCCACAAAAUUUGACUCAUGCUGGAGUCUCUUUUCUUUUUCUUCUUCCUUUUUUGAGAUGUUUUAGCUUCACUAUGAGCAUUAAAGUAAACUUUGACACUAGACGGCUUUUUCAUGUUGACAUAUUGCUACAAUUGCCUUCAAUUUUAGGUUAAGAUGAGCAUAUGAAAAGUGAUGUGAAUGCCAUUUAUGGUCUAAUAUGCUUGGACGCUUGAACCAGUGUGAUGUGGAAACCUCGAAUCUAACCCAUGAUUUUGUGUUCCCAGGAGUUUAAAGUAUUUAUUUUUCAUGCAUUCAGUUUUUCUUAGUGAAGGAGAAGCAUCAGUUUAUUGAUUUAUUUAUUUCUGUAGGAAAACAAAUCUCACAUGAUGGAGUAUUUUUAUGUCUUAAACAGGAGUCGAUCUUCAGGAUCCAUUUAAAUACUUUGUAGCCACAUUUAGCUGUACAUUAGGUGUCCCUUAUCAAUCAGCUCUGUAAUAAGGUGUGGUUUAUGUGUUGAAUUAUUAAUGUCACCAGCACUUAAUGGAGGAUCCUCUGAGUUUGCCCCACAAAAAGUGCACACCGCUUCACUUCUUCUCUGUGUUUGCCUACAUAUGUGUUAAUAGUCCCGUUAAAUGAUCUGAUCUAAAACAACAACUCUGGCCUUUGAUUGUUGUUUCUGUCUGAUCUUCUCCGGUGUCGAUGUUGGGUUCAGUCCAGCUCGGUCCUAUUUUGGGAUGACAUCGAUGCCAGAAGUAGCCUUGAGACCUAUCAGCCCUAUUUUGAGCAUCUCCGAUACCAAUAUCUGGUAUUUUUUACUCCACAUUUGAUUCUUGUGCAAGAUAUUUAAGUAGUGAGUAACAUCCGUAUACUGUAAAGAGAGAUGAGGAAAAAAAAAGUAGUUUAAAUUGUCUCCGUCUCUGGCUUGUUUGCUCCUUUUCAUUCAUUUUCUUGAAAAUCCUCAAAACCAAAGUUACAGGAGUGGGAGAGAUUGUACUAAUGGUUGUAAACUUAAUCUAAGAUUGUUCCUUGAAACCCACUACCUGAGACAUAAGCAAAAUACUAAAUACACAUUAUACACAUUAUAUGCACUGCAGACCAGAUCCAUCGGUGUUCACCACUUUUGUUGAAUCUCAGAAGCAGCGUCACAUUUAUUUUGCUCGAAAUGAUAAAAUUAGUAUAUCUUACUACAAGCUGUCUGAAGUUAUGUGAGUACAUGUUCAAAAUCCUGAUUUUGUCCUUUGUCUUACUACAGUGUCUGUGUCUUCGAGGUACAAUUCAGAUAAUAAAAUGUUGUUGUUCGUCUCUGUCACCACUACAGCAAUCACUGAACCCUCUGACUCCUGGCAGUUUCUGGGUGUUUUUUGCUCCUGUUUUCUCAUUUUGGGUUCAUAUUCCACUGCAAUAUAAAGUCCUGCACCUCUGUGGAAACAGCACAACCAUGACUAGAUGUAGUAUGAACUCGAAAAAUGUAUUUUGUACAUUAUGACAAAGUUAUAAUGCCAUAAAUCAUCCAAAAUUAAGGUAGAAAUUAACAUUUCUUUAUUGCUUUUACAAACAUUUAAAAAAACCUGGACUCAGUAAGUAGAGCAUUUUCCCAAGUGCCCACAGGUGUUUUCAGUAUUGGAAAAACUGGUAACUCUUUAAACUAUAUGAUAUAGUAGUAGUAUCUACAUUUUUAUUUGUUUCCAUGCUUGUCCCCUGCAGUUCAUGUAAAGGUUUCCCAGAUUUUUCUCACAUGACUGUUGGUUGCAGAUGAGUCAGUAAUAAGAAUCUUCUUAGUGCAAAUGGCUCCUCAGAUUUUUAAGUGACAUGUAGGAGAAAGUGAUUUUUUUGAAAUAUCACGAUUUAUCCUUAAAAUCACGGUUUUAAGAUUAGGUUUGGUUAAAAUAGGAUGAUGCAUCACAGCUGAGCAGUUCAAGAAUUUACACUUUCUUGAGCUGAUAAAUGAUGUAGUUUUGUUGUUUGCUUUUUCUUCAGAAGGUAGCAGACCUUUCAAACCCUCAGGUGGGUUUUUAGAGGGUUAAGCAGCAGCAACUUCUAAUUUAAUUUCACCUGCACUGACUUUAUUGGUGGAGUUUGUUGUACAGUGUAUUUUAUCAUGGGCUUCUGGAGUAAAUAUUUCACAAACUGAAUGAGAAGUAAAUUAUGCCUCCUAUAGAAAGAAUCAGGAACAGUUUCUUCCCUCAUACUGUCAGAAGUGUGACCUCUGACUUCCUCACAUUUGAAUCAUAGCAUGUCACCUUAAACAGCAGCAGCACACUGGGACAAUCUAACUAUGGAUAUAACAUACAGAUGUAUGCGCACAAUGUACAUUUCUUUUUAUCUUAUCAUGACUUGUUCUUUCAAGCUGUCAUAUUUCACUGUAUGAGCAUAAAUAUCUUGAAUACUGAAUGUGCAUGAAGAACAUUUGUGAAUGAAGAGAGAUACUAUCAUUUUGUACGUCUCAGAUACAGUUACUUCUUGGCAUUACAAAUCUCAGUCAAAACAACCCUUUGCGCUCUCCGUUCUUGUAGUUUCAUUAGUUUCCACUAGAGGGAAGCAGACAAUGACAUGAACAAGUGUCACAGGGCCUGAGGGAGCGUUUGCUCACUGUUUCUCUGUAUUACAUGAGUGUGUGACAGAACUCCACUGGGUUAAUUCGCUAUUAAAUCUGUGCUACAGACCCCAAGAGACGCUCAGGAACAAUUAGAAAGUGGAUCAUGGCGCUGAGUGGGAAAAUGGGAUUCAGGACACCUGUUGACCUUUUUCACCGCCCUCUCUGUCUCCUUAAAGGCAAAUUGUUUUCUGUAUGCCACAUUUAGCAAUAAUCAUUAAAAUCUUUGCUAGUUUUGUUUAUUUAUAACUGUGAUGUGCAGCGUGUUGCUGUAUUUAUUGUCUUUUAAUUAGUAAUUUUGAUGAAAAUUGUAGGAAUGUAGCCUUUAUCUGGUUUCUUGGGAGUUCACAGGUUAAUUAGCAGAAAAUAAGGUGUGAUGGAGUGAGGAUUUAGAGGAGGGAGUCACUGAGCUUCAGUCAUUCAGGCUGUGGUGGAUUUUUACAGCACAUUUCACCCCCAGACGACUUGUGGAUUUUAUUUUUUUGGACACGAGUUUUGUCACCAACUAGAGGAUUCACUGGAGGAAUGUUAAAACAGCCACAACCUUUUGCACAUUUUGAGUGAAAGUGUGUGAGCUUCCUUUCUAUCUGAUUGGAUUUUCUGUGGAUUAAUGUGAUGGUCCAGGUUUUUGGGGGGGAUUUCUGUUCUCUUUCUCCCUUUUCACAGCAAUAAUCUGAACCACUUUGCCUUAAUAAAGGCGUUUGGAGCGUCACACCCAGCGCUUAGUUGUGGAAAUAAUCCUGAGAGAGAGCUAAAUGGAGUAACAGAAUCGACAGGAUAAAAAAAAUUGUGACAGAAAAAGAGCGAUGAGUGAGUGACACCGUUUCAGACAGGACGAGAUAGAGAAGAAGGGCUGAAGGCGGAAAGAGGGAGAUGGAUUGAAAAGGAGUUUUUGUAGAGAAAGUCCAGUAAUGUAGAAGUACAGAGGAAGAAAGAAAAGGACCAGGAAGCUUGAAUAAAAGGAGGAAGAUGAGUGUGAGAUGGGAGACGGAGGGACUCCAGACUGUUGGCAUCGUCUGCCUGGUGAUCAUGUUCCUCAAACUGAUGCACCUGCUGGGCCUGAUCGACAUCACUGAGACCGACAGCAGCGACAGCGACCUGGAGCUGUCGACGGUUCGUCACCAGCCGGAGGGUCUGGAUCAGCUGCAGGCUCAGACCAAGUUCACCAGGAAGGAGCUCCAGUCUCUGUACCGAGGAUUCAAGAACGAGUGUCCCAGUGGGCUGGUUGAUGAGGAGACAUUCAAGACCAUCUAUUCUCAGUUCUUUCCCCAAGGAGAUGCAACCACCUACGCUCACUUUCUGUUCAACGCGUUUGACAUCGACAGAAACGGUUCGAUCCGCUUCGAGGACUUCGUCAUCGGCUUGUCAGUGUUGCUCAGAGGUUCGGUCACGGAGAAGCUCAACUGGGCUUUUAACCUCUACGACAUCAACAAGGACGGCUACAUCACCAAAGAGGAGAUGCUGGCGAUUAUGAAGUCAAUCUAUGACAUGAUGGGGAGGUACACGUACCCCUGCGUGAGGGACGAAGCUCCGUCUGAACACGUCGACAAGUUCUUCCAGAAAAUGGACAAAAACCGAGAUGGCGUGGUGACUAUUGAAGAGUUCAUUGAGACCUGUCAGAAGGACGAGAACAUCAUGAACUCCAUGCAACUGUUUGAAAAUGUGAUAUAAUGAAUCAGGAUGUCCCCAGUUGUUUUCCCUAAUUAGCACAACUCACAUACAGAAACAGCACAGUCAUGCACCUCGCCUAUUUCUCCCACACUCAUGUAGGACAUCCUGGAACAUAAUGUAGCUACUGUAAAAAACAUAGUUUUUUUUAAUUAUUUCUCAACAAACUCCUUUAGGUGUAUCCUGCAACUGCUCCUGGAUUUAUUAUAAAUAACUGUUACUUGUAGAAGAAGAGCAUCCUGGGUACAUGUUUAUGUCCUCGGUGACGCAACAGAAGAGCUCCUUGUGCUUUUAUCAACAGACAAAAAGGAUCAACAAGGAAUGAAGAAGCUUACAAUAAUCCACUGACCUGAGCCCACAUGGAUACUAGCUUUAACACGAAUACACACUCAUAUACACACCGACCUGCUGUCUCCUCAAGAGUUUUUAGAGCACUGGAUCAAAUACAAAAAAAGAGAAAUGAACUAAAGCAUGUUUGUCAUCAAAUAUGUGAUGUGGAAUUAGCUUGCACUACAAUUUUAUGACUAUGUAUUAUAUGCGCCUGAAAUAAAGGCACUGUAGAUACCUGCACCUGAUACACCACUGAUGGAAACCAGUGUGUAUGUAUAUAUGUAUAGUUAAUAGUUAUAUCUCCUGCAUUGUAUCGGUCUCAUCUGUGUUGCACUGGGUGAUGAUGUUGGACCAGAUUUGAAUAUUUGUUUAAGAAAUCUCUGUGUUAAUUUUAGUUUAAUAUCAUGUUUAGUAAUCUUCACAGAAUUUAAAUGGAUUAUUCAAAUAUUUCUCUUUUUUUGUAUUUUGGAAGAUUAUGUUUAGCUGGUCAGAAAAGAAAAGGGAGUCUGUACAGUACUGUGAAGAAACUAAAGACUGUUAAAAGUGUGUCCUUAUGCUGAAUUAAGGCUUUGUCUUGUUUCUUCAGUAUCUGCGAGCAUGCUGACUCUUAAGUGCCACGGUAUUAUGUACAGUACAGUAGGACCUUUGUGAUGUCGGUUAAUUAAAGAUGCUGUCGACA